Messenger RNA from Fragaria vesca subsp. vesca, 1146 nucleotides. RefSeq lists its product as uncharacterized. The transcript has a single exon. The record is from RefSeq and is a predicted model, not a curated record. Lineage: Eukaryota; Viridiplantae; Streptophyta; Magnoliopsida; Rosales; Rosaceae. The coding region runs from base 63 to 881 and encodes 272 amino acids.
ACUGCUUGACGAUCUGAAACACUCAAAACACUGAGAGAGUUGUACAAGAGAGGGAGAGAGAGAUGGACAGGAGAGGCGGUUGUUGUAUAGCGAGGUAUGGCGGAGGUGGCGGCGUUUAUGACACGUCGAAGAUGGAUAGAAUAAUGCUGAGAUUCCGUCCGAUCGCUCCGAAACCUGUCGGAGGGUCGGUCUGCGGCGGAUCUACGCCGGAGAUAAGUGAGAAAUGUAGGAGGGGUAAGAGAAGGAACGUGAAAGACAAGCGGUGCAAUAACAAAAAGAGAAAGGCUUCUUCUUCUUCUCCGCCGGAGGAGAAGAAAAAAAGUGGUGUAACCGCUGCGGUUACUACUCUGUCGCUACUUCCGGAGAGUCCGGAACCUAGGGACUCUCCGGAAGAGCGGAGCUCAACCACGUGGCUGAGCUUCGAGAGCUUUCCUGGAAAUAAGGAGUACCAGACGGUGAAUAUUCCGGCUGUGCGGCCCGUGAGAGUGGUGGGAUCGUCCGUGACGGUGGACUGCGUGACGGAUACGUGGGUUGAUGGAGGACUGGGGUUUACAGACGAAGAGAGGAGGAUGAGUCUGGAGACGGACACGUGUCCGGGGUUCUUAUCGGACGGGUACGGUAGGGUGGUGUGGACGAACGGGGCGUACAAAAGCAUGGUGGGUCAAGAGAACGAGACGGAUGAGGUGACGGUGUGUUUGGUUGUGAAGGAGACGGCGUCUGUGACGGCGGUGGCCUUGGCUUACCCGGCGUUUACGUGCAGAGUGAGAGUGCAGUACACGUGUGGAUCCCUCACGGUGCCGUGUGACGUGUGGAGAAUGGAGGGAGGAGGUUUUGCGUGGCGGUUGGACGUGAAAGCUGCGCUGUGUCUCGGCCGGCCGUAAGAGUACCGUACGAUAGCACCAAAAGCCGUAUGAAACCCUUCUUCUUAAACUGACCAGAGUAACUACGUGGUUAAGCACUUAAGCUUUCAGCCUUUUUGAUUAUUUGUGAAUAUGUUUGAUUCUACUGUUCUAGCUUCCACGUUGGUUCUGCUUUGUUUAUCUCUCUGGGUUGCUUAAGUUUUUGUUUAUAUGUAUAAACAUGCGGUCAGAAGCGGAUUUGAAUGUUUGAUUUCAUGUGUGGUUUAUGUCUGUAGUUCUUUACUGA